GCAAAUGCCAAUUUAGUAUACCAACCAACGGGAAUAUGGGUUUCGUCAUUAAGGAGUUUCCUCCCUGGACCCCACCACGCGUUUCCUAACCUGACUCCCGGGAAAGAUCCAACAAGCUCGUUUUUUUAAUGCUGCUCUUCCUCUCCAAGGAGUUAGCGGAGCUGCAAUGGCGACAGUGGGAGUACAGGGGGUUUAUUUCCUCUGAAGUAGCGAGGAUAAAGAAGGCUUCAGUAUAUUUGUAGCAGACACCGGUAAAGUGUUAACCUACAAGUGCGGUGUUGAGUGAUUUUGUGAACAAGUCACGAUCUUACUAUCUGACACGGUGGGCUGGAGGGACCCAGCGGAUGCCUUUUGUUUGAGGUGUCUGGGUUUAAACAACAGAGUAAACAGACCCACGUUGGGCCAGCAGGCUCACCAAGGGGGUGUUAUGGGGACGGAUGCUUGGUGCAUGGUUGCUCCCUAUCUGCAUUAGCGAUUUAUCUGAGGAACAAAAUGCAACAAUUAUAAGUCUGUUAUUGACUGAAAACAUUUAUAUUUAUUAUUGCAUUUAGUUUAUGAUAAAAUCAUUGUCCAAUUUAUGUUCAAACUCAAUAGUCAGUCAACCAUACAUGAAAGCUGAUGAAUACAGUGAAAUAAAACAACGUUACUGCACACCAAGCUGCCUUGUUGGAAACUGCCUAUCCAAGAUUUCACAAGGUCAGGCUCAUUGUCUGAGUAGUAUUAUCUAGCCAUCGUAUCUCUGGUGUCCUCCCCUUCCUUUACCUUCUGUUUUACCAACAUGGAAUACUGUUUUCUCUUGAUGUGGCCAAUUUAUCUGAGUUUCUCAUAGGGCACAGCAGAUGUCCAGGUAUCUCCAUUUCCUUAUGGAUUUGCUGUAGUUUAUUAUGGUCCACACUGUUGAGGGCUUUAGAGUAGUCAAUAAAACACAGAUAAAUACUUUUCUGGAAGUCUCUCAAUUUCCCCAUUAUCCAGCGUAGGUUAGCAAUUUGCUCUCUGGUGCCUCUGCCUCUUCUAAAACCAGCUUGUACAUCUGGCAGUUCGGGUUCCAUAUAUUGCUGGAGUAUUGCUUGCACAAUCUUUAGAAUUAUCUUUCUAGCUUGUGAAAAUGUUCAGUAAUUUGAACAAUCCUUUACAGUUCCCUUCUUGGGUAUGGGGAUAAAAACACAUCUUAAUCCAGCUUAAAGGUCAUUGUUGUUUCUAAUUUUUUCCCAGAUCUUCUGGAAAAUUGUAUGCAACACAUUUACAGCAUCAUCUUUUAGAGUUUUAAACAAUUCAACCGGAGUCCUGUCACAUCCUGCAGCCUUAUUAUUGGCAAUGAUUUCUAUGGCCCAUUCGACUUCGCUUUCCAGAAUGCCUGGCUCCAGAUCGAUGAGGGAGUCAUUGCAGGUGUCUUCGCUGUUGGAUCUUUCUGCAAUUCUUCUGAGUGUUCCUGCCAACUCCCUUUGAUGUCCUUUGCUUCUGUGAGGUCCUUCCCUUCUUUGUCUUUUCCUAUGCUCAUUUUACAUGAAAUGUUCCUUUGAUCUCCCUAACAUUUAGCAAAAGUUCUCUUGUGUUUCUUUUUCCAAUUCUGUUGGCUUCUUCAGCUUCAGUGCAUCGCUCCUUUAAGAAAGUUUCCUUAUAUUUCCUUGUUAUCAUCUUGAACUCUGUGUUCAGUUGGAGGUCUUUGUUUCAAUCUCCAUUUGCUCCCUGAAAUGUAGGAGAGUGAGCAGUGACCUUACAAAUAUGGUUUAUAUUAUGAAGGGCAGAGUAACUGACUCACUCCUUUAUUUGUGUAAUUCAGGUCACUGCCAGCAGGUGGAGCUUUCUGCCACCCAGGCGGCAGACAAGAAGACGACAAUCAACCAACCUCAGUCAGACUCAGAAUGGACACAGAUCUGAACUCCGCCAUCUCUGCCUUCCUGUCAAAUUGUGAGGAUCACCAACUGUUCCAGUUGACGAGUUUCUACAUGGAGCGACUGGAGCAGGCGAUUGAGCAGGGUGUGGAGGGAAUCGGUUUCAUGCUAACUCAUGAUCAUCAUUUCAAUGAGCGAGAGUAUCACAGCGUGGCUGAGCUCGCGGAGAAGGGAAACCGACCGGGCGCUUCCAAACAACUCCUGGAUCUGGUGAUGGAGAAGGGCUCCGGGGCCCGGAGAGUGAUGUGGGAAUCCUAUGUGAAACUACAUCACCAUUUACCGAAGCUGAGCAGAAUAUUGGAUGAAAUACGGGAACGAGGUAACGGCCAGUUCGCCUACAUGGAAACUGAGCGGGGUUUCUCUGAAGUGCCCAAGCAUCUGAAAGAUGUUCGAAGGAAACACAUGGAGACUUUGCGGGCACAAACUGAAACACUGAGAGUGAACACGAUCCUGAUGAGGGAGAAGGUGAAAGUUUUCCAGCUGGUUGAUCGAUACGCUGAGCUCACGGUCAUUUCGACUGUUCGAGAUUGGACACUGGUGGAGCAUGAGCUGCUGGCAAGAGGCAGAGACCACGAGGAGUGGAGAGAAAAAGAUCUCCGUUGUAAGCUGGAAAAAAUCCGGACUGAUCAGUUAUUCAAGAAGAGCUUUGUUCAAAAAUUGAAAAGAUCUAUCUUUAGAAACAAAUCAGGGAUGUCCGCAGCAGUAGCCGGAGUCCCAGGGAUCGGGAAAACAACAAUGGCACAAAAGAUUGUUUACGACUGGGCCGAGAGGAAGAUAUACCAACAAUUCCAGUUUGUCUUCAGUUUCAAAUUCCGGGAUUUAAACACCAUUAACUGCAGAAUAAACCUGAAGGAACUGAUUCUGCAUCAUUAUCCCUACUUUGGGAAUAUCCUGAGAGAGGUCUGGAAACACACAGAGGGACUGCUGUUCAUAUUCGACGGAUUGGAUGAAUUCAAGGACAAAAUCAACUUUGUUGAUGGUCGGAGAGACACAGAAUCACAGUACACAGAUCCUGAAUUCAAGUGCAAGGUGUCUGACAUUGUGUACAGUUUAAUUCAGGGCAAGCUGCUCCCAGGGUGUUCAGUGCUGGUGACCACCCGCCCCACUGCGUUACAUUUAUUGGAAAAGGCGGAUAUCUGUGUCUGGGCUGAAAUCCUGGGAUUUGUUGGUGAGGAACGGAAGGAAUAUUUCAUCAGGUAUUUUGAAGAUCAGACGGUGGCGGAAGCUGUUUUCAAACAUGUGAAGGAGAAUGAGAUCCUGUACACCAUGAGCUACAACCCCUCCUACUGCUGGAUCCUCGCUCUGGCACUGGGCCCCUUCUUCACACAAAGAGUCAGGGACCCGCAGCGAGUUCCCAAGACCAUCACCCAACUGUACUCCUACUAUAUUUACCACAUCCUGAAAAACCAUGGCCGUGAGAUUGAGAACCCCCGUGAUGUGUUACUCAGGGUUGGUCAGAUGGCCUGCAGAGGAGUGUCCGAGAAGAAGAUUGUGUUUACACAUGGAGAUUUGAUCAAGUACAAUCUGCAGCCUUCCCAGUUCCUGUCCGGGUUCCUGAUGGAGCUUUUGGAGAGAGAGGAUUCUGCCCAGAGCGUGGUGUACACAUUCCCACACCUCACUAUCCAAGAGUUUGUAGCUGCAGUCGCACAAUUCCUGAAUCCACAUCCCGGGGAUAUCCUGAAAUUCCUCACUGAAGCUCACAACACGACAGAUGGGCGAUUUGAGGUAUUUCUCCGUUUUGUUGCUGGGCUCUCCAACCCAAUGACAGCUCGGGGUCUGGAGGAGUUUCUGGGUCCAUUUCCCAAUGAAACAACCUGCCGGGUGAUUGACUGGGUGAAGGAGGAGGUUAAACGCCGGAGUAGAAACACAGCGAGCGAAGCUGGUAAAAGGAGCCUCCUGAACACAUUGCACUACCUGUUUGAGUCUCAGAAUCGUGGACUGGCUCAGGCCACACUCGGAUCUGUGGAAAGGUUUUCACUCAGUGGAAUGACACUGACCCCGAUUGACUGCGCGGUCCUGUCUCAUGUCAUCGGACUCUGUGAUACAAUAAAACAGCUCGACCUGGAGAACUGCCACAUUCAGUAUGAGGGAAUACAGCGGCUGGGACCAGGGCUGCACAAGUGCCAGGAGUUGAGACUUGGGCAGAAUGAACUGGGAGAUUCAGGAUUGAAACUGGUGUCUGCGGCUCUGAGGAACCCGGAGAGUAAAAUACAGGAACUGGGGUAAGUACCAGACUGUGGGAGAUUGUGUUUACAGUCACUGGGUGUCUGACACUGGACAUUAAUGUGAUCAGCAGAAACAUAGAAAACAUACAGGACAAUACAGGCCCUUCGGCCCACAAAGCUGUGCUGAACAUGUUUCUACCUUAGAAUUACCUCGGUUUUACCCAUAGCACUCUAAACUUCUAAGCUCCAUGUAGCCAUGCUGGAGUUUAAAGUUUUCGCCUCCAGCAACCCAUUCUUAAAACUAUGCCCUCUCGUGCUAGCCAUUUCAGCCCUGGGGAGAAGACUCUGACGAAUCACACGAUCAAUGCCUCUCAUUAUCUUGUACACCUCUAUCAAAUCACCUCUCAUCCUCCGUCUCUCCAAGAGAAAAGGCCGAGAUCACUCAACCUGUUCUCAUAAGGCAUGCUCCCUAAUCCAGGCAACAUCCUUGUAAAUCUCCUCUGCACCCUGUCUAUGGAUUCCACAUUUCACAUCCUCCUCCUCGGAGAUUGCUACCCAUUCCUCUUCUACCUGUGGAAUCUUUCUUCCACAUACCCUUCCUCCUGUGGGAUCUCUCUUCCCACUCGCCCUUCCUCCUGUGGGAUCUCUCUUCCCCAUCCCCCUUCCUACUGAGGGAUCUCUCUUCCCGAUCCACUUCCUCCUGUGGGAUCUCUCCUCCCCAUCCCCUUCCACCUGUGGGAUCUCUCUUCCAAAACCCCAUUCCUCCUGUGGGAUCUGUCUUCCCAAUCCCCCUUCCUCCUCUGGGAUCUCUCUUCCCCAUCCCCCUUCCUCCUGUGGGAUCUCUCUUCCCAAUCUCCCUUCCCCAUGUGGGAACUCUCUUCCCCAUCCCCCUUCCUCCUGUGGGAUCUCUUCUCAAACCCCCUUCCUCCUGUGCGAGCUCUCCUCCCCAUUCGCCUUCGUCCUGUGCGAUCUCUCCUCCCGAUCCCCCUUCCUCCUGUGCGAUCUCUCCUCCCCAUCCCCCUUCCUCAUGUGCGAUCUCUCUUCCCCAUCCCCCUUCCGCCUGUGGGAUCUCUUCUCCCCAUCCCCCUCCUCCAGACGGAACUCUCUUCCCCAUCCCCUUCCUACUGAGGGAUCUCACUUCCCCAUCCCCUUCCUCCUGUGCGAUCUCUCCUCCCCAUCCCCUUCCUCCUCUGGGAUCUCUCUUCCCCAACCCCAUUCCUCCCGUGGGAUCUCUCUUCCCAAUCCCCCUUUCUCCUUUGGAAUCUCUCUUCCCCAUCCCCCUUACUCCUGUGGGAUCUCUCUUCCCAAUCCCCCUUCCUCCUGUGGGAUCUCUCUUCCCCGUACCCCUUCUUCCUGUGGGAUCUCACCUCCCCAUCCCCCUUCAUCCUGUGGGAUCUCUCCUCCCCAUCCCCCUUCCCCAUAUGGGAACUCUCUUCCCCAGCCCCCUUCCUCCUGUGGGACCUCUCCUCCCCAUCCCAUUUCCUCCUGUGGGAUCCCUCUUCCCCAUACCCCUUCGUCCUGUGCGAUCUCUCCUCCCCAUCCACCUUCGUCCUGUGCGAUCUCUCCUCCCCAUCCCCCUUCCGCCUGUGGAAUCUCUUCUCCCCACCCCACUCCUCCUGACGGAUCACUCUUCCCCAUCCCCUUCCUACUGAGGGAUCACUCUUCCCCAUCCCCUUCCUACUGAGGGAUCUCUCCUCCCCAUUCCCUUCCUCCUGUGGGAUCUCUCUUCCCCAACCACUUCCUCCUGUGGGAUAUCUCUUCCCAAUCCCCCUUCCUCCUUUGGGAUCUCUCUUCCCCAUCCCCCUUCCUCCUGUGGGAUCUCUCUUCCCAAUCCCCCUUCCUCCUGUGGGAUCUCUCUUCCCCAUCCCCCUUCCUCCUGUGGGAACUCUCUCUUCCCAAUCCCCCUGUGGGAUCUCUCUUCCCAAUCCCCCUUCCUCCUGUGGGAUCUCUCUUCCCAAUCCCCCUUCCUCCUGUGGGAUCUCCCCUCCCCGUCCCCCUUCCUCCUGUGGGACCUCCCCUCCCCGUCCCCAUUCCUCCUGUGGGAUCUCUUCCCCGUCCACCUUCCUCCUGUGGGUUCUCCCCUCCCCGUCCACCUUCCUCCUGUGGGAUCACUCCUCCCAGUCCACCUUCCUCCUGUGGGAUCUCUCCUCCCCGUCCCCCUUCCUCCUGUGGGGACUCUCGGCCCCGUCCCCCUUCCUCCUGUGGGAUCUCCCCUCCCCGUCCCCCUUCCUCCUGUGGGAUCUGCCCUCCCCGUCCCCCUUCCUCCUGUGGGGUCUCUCCUUCCCGUCCCCCUUCCUCCUGUGGGAUCUGCCCUCCCCGUCCCACUUCCUCCUGUGGGGACUCUCCUCCCUGUCCCCCUUCCUCCUGUGGGAUCUCU
Messenger RNA from Hypanus sabinus (Atlantic stingray), 6434 nucleotides. RefSeq names its product NACHT, LRR and PYD domains-containing protein 3-like. The transcript is spliced from 6 exons. Lineage: Eukaryota; Metazoa; Chordata; Chondrichthyes; Myliobatiformes; Dasyatidae. Bases 1863 to 4118 code for a protein of 751 amino acids. The record is from RefSeq and is a predicted model, not a curated record. Gene Ontology annotation, cellular component: cytoplasm.